Molecule: messenger RNA, 762 nt
Organism: Aureobasidium vineae
Lineage: Eukaryota; Fungi; Ascomycota; Dothideomycetes; Dothideales; Saccotheciaceae
Source: the annotation of a GenBank genome assembly
AUGAGCCAGGACACGUGCAUUGGACUGGAAACUAUGAUGCCCACUCUUCCUCUACAUCAAAGCGCCAACUCCAGCUCGAACGCUUUGCAAUCACAACACCCGAGCUUUCCAGCAUUCCCAAGGCUUCCCACGGAACUGCAACUGCUGAUCUUCAAGAAUGCAGUGACAGGCUUCAAGCCCAUCGAUCUCAGCAAAAGAGUCAAUCAGAGAUCUCCUGAGAUCACGCAAACCUCAAAACUCUUCCGUACUGAGGGCAGCAAGCUUUACUUCCGCGAGAACACCUUNUUGCUUCCCCUGCCCAGUCGACUCAAACGUACAGAAAAUGUCCAUCUGGAUCAGUGGCUCUGUGACGCCGCGACCACUGAACUGUGCAAGAAGAUGGGAAAGAUUAUCGUCCAGGUUUCGCUCCCGCCGGACAGAUCGAGCCUUGCCAAUCUGCUUCUGCUAGCCACACAUUUCCAGAGCAUGUCCAGCGAAGGAGCCAGAAAGACAAUCAAACUGAAACCCUUCUUCACUGUACCGGCUGAGCUGGAGGCUAUCAUGCCCGUGACUCCAGUAGCCACCGAACUCGAGCGGCAUAUUUCUAGGGCUUUCUGGGGUGUCUCUGAUGGGAGCUUGCAAGAACUUACCAGAGGAACGUACAAGAUUGACCGGGUAGAUGAGGAAGAGAUGGAGAUGAUUUAUGGUGAACCUCUACUCGAGAGAUCUGUAGCCCUCGGGCGGAUAUGCGAAGAGCUGUGGUUAGCCAUCAUGAACGUAUAG